AUGUCACGAGGGGGAGCCAGAGGCGGCAGGGGUGGCGGCGGUGGCCGUGGUGGACGAGGAGGCGGCGGUUUCGGCGGUUUCGGUGGCUUUGGCGGUGGUUUCGAUGAUUUGGUACCCGAUUACAGCGUUACUGAACUUUUCCCACCUCAACCGCCGCCAGUACAAUCCUCACUUAUAAAAGAGGAGCGCGCAAUAAUCGCCCGAUUUCGGAGUCAUCGGGAGAAAAUUCAUAAUGGGCCUAUGUACACAAUAAUGUCUAAGAAACGAGGCAUGGAAGAUCCAUUUAACGAUGUCUCGAAAUACUCGCAAAAGUACAAAAAACAGCGACGAAAAGUCCCACAACUUGAUGCACGCCCAUAUAUCCACGAGCUUUUCCCACUGGAACUACAUUUGACUCUUGGAAUUGACCCAGAGGAAGUAAACGGCAAAAAGAAGGCUAUCAAGAAAAAACUGCAGUUUAGCGCAUUGGAUACACUGGAUCCAUUAGGGGAUCUUGCCGAUGGUGCGGGAUCAGAUAUAGAAGAAGGUGCAGAAGGGGCUGAUAGGGAGGGCGCAGAAAAGAAAAAGGGUGGCCUCCUGAGAGGGUUAUUGGGCGAAGAAGCAGGCGACGAUGAAGACGAGGAACAGGAACCAGAAGAAGAGGAAAUUGAAGAUGACUUCGGAGAUGACGAAGAAGGAGAUUAUAACGCCGAACAGUACUUCGACGAUGGAGACGAUAUAGGCGAUGAUUGGGGAGACGAAGGGGGCGGUGAAGAUUAUUACUAA
Messenger RNA from Morchella importuna, 765 nucleotides. RefSeq lists its product as uncharacterized. Gene Ontology annotation, biological process: transcription by RNA polymerase III. Gene Ontology annotation, cellular component: RNA polymerase III complex. Lineage: Eukaryota; Fungi; Ascomycota; Pezizomycetes; Pezizales; Morchellaceae. The record is from RefSeq and is a predicted model, not a curated record. Bases 1 to 765 code for a protein of 254 amino acids. The transcript has 3 exons.